Molecule: messenger RNA, 2564 nt
Organism: Hippopotamus amphibius kiboko
Lineage: Eukaryota; Metazoa; Chordata; Mammalia; Artiodactyla; Hippopotamidae
Gene: TMEM177
Product: transmembrane protein 177
Exons: 3
Coding region: 71-1006 (311 amino acids)
Source: RefSeq, a predicted model, not a curated record
UCCGCCCCACGCACGUGUUCGGCGUCCGGGGCUGCGACAGAGGAGGAGGUUUAUAGACGUGGCAGCCCUCAUGGCAGGUCCCCUGUGGCGGGCCACAGCCUUUGUGCAGAGACACAGGACGGGCCUGUUGGUGGGUUCCUGUGCAGGCCUCUUUGGGGCUCAGAUCUCAUACCACCUCUUCCCGGAUCCUGUGGUCCAGUGGCUGUACCAGUACUGGCCUCAGGGCCAGCCGGCCCCCCUGUCCCCAGAGCUGCAGAGACUCUUCCAGGAGGUGCAGCAGGACAUCGGUGUCCCCUCCAGCCACCACUUCAAGGCCUUCACCACCUUCACCUUCCAGCCUGUGAGCGCCGGCUUCCCAAGACUCCCUGCUGGGGCUGUGGUGGGCAUCCCCGCCAGCUUCCUGGGUGGCCCAGUGACCAACACUGACUGGCCCGUGGUUGUCCACGGGCAACGAGUGGACUGGCAGAGCCCACCGGGUACCCGGCUGAGAGAUGCCCUGACCCUGUCCCACAACGCCCAGAAGUUUGCCUUGGCCAGGGAGGUGAUGUACCUGGAGAGCGGGGCGGUUGCCCUGCAGGCCCUGCCGGCCUCUGCCUGCCUGGUGGGCACCUGGGCGCUGGGCGUGGGGGCCAAGCAUGCCCUGGGGCUCUAUGGAGGCCCCAUGAACUUGCGGGCCGCGUUCAACUUGGUGGCGGCAGUGGCAGGCUUCGUGGCCUAUGCCUUGUCCACUGACUCUCUCACUCACGCCCUGGAAGCCUGGCUGGACCGUCGCACGGCCUCCCUGUCUGCAGCAUAUGCCCAGGGCGGGGUGGAAUUCUACGAGAAGGUUCUGUCAGGCAACCUGGCCCUGCGCAGCCUCCUGGGCCGGCCUGGGGAGAAGCUGUACACGCCCAGCGGGAACGUGAUUCCCAGACACUGGUUCCGCAUCAAACACCUGCCCUACACGGCCCGCCGGGACUCAGUGCUGCAGGUGUGGAGGGCGGCGCUCAGCUCCAGCAGCUCCUGAGGGCCUCCUGGCAGGGAAGGUUCUAGCUGGAGCAGAAUCACUUUCUGCUCUGCUCUGCAUCCUGGGAGGUUGACCCCAGUGCACUGCUUCAUCCCAGUUCCCUUUGCUUCUGGCUGCAAGUUGGAGACACCGGUGGGAGACAGCAGCAGGAAAUGGAGGGGUAGGAGGAGAGAGGCCGGGCAGUGUCUUCUAUACUCUCUGCUUGCCUCAGCGCCUCCAGGGCUACAGCUCCCACUGGGCAGCCCCCUCUACGUCUGUACCCUCUCUGGGCUCCGCUACCACCGUUUUCUCCCCUUACCCUUAUGGCCCUGAGAGUGGUAAGAGCUUCCUGCUCUGGGCAGUUCCUGGUGCCUCAGCAGCCUUUGAUGGUUCCAUAAACUUGCCCACAUCUCUGUAAGUCGUCCUUCACUGAGUGGCUCUUCAUUUGCACCAUCAGAGAGAAUGUUUUCCCUGCCAGGACUCUGAGUGAUACCCAUGUUAAGUGAAGAGAGAAGAAUACAAUGCUUGGGACAGAAAAAAAGGCCCGGUGCUUUAUCUGUAUCCCUUCAUCUCACCCUCACAGCAGCGCAGCAGAAUGCAGUCAAAGGAGUGUUGACACCAGAUUCACAUUUGGAAAGUGUUUGAAGGAAAAUUCCAAUCAUGUCUUUAUGGAAGGGAAGAAGAUGCAGAUGAAGGAAAAGUGAAAAAGGCACACUAGAUAUUUCUUACAUUUUUAAUUGCCAUAUGUUACUACUAGAUUGUAAUUUUUAAUGCUUAAUAUUUUACCUCCUUUAAGAAUGAGCCUCUGAGGAGGGAAGAUAUAUGGGAAUAUAGGUAUACAUAUAGCUGAUUCACUUUGUUGUAGAGCAGAAACUAACAGUACUGUAAAGCAAUUAUAUUCUAAUAAAGAUGAAAAAAUUAAAAAAAAUAAAGAAAAAAAAAAAAGAAUGAGCCUCUGAGAAGAGGAGGAGGAGGAGGAGGCCACAUGAGCUCAGUUGACUUGAUCCGCCCCACACACACACCAAAUUCCAGCCCCACUUAGAAUGGGAGGGACUGACAAUUUCUUAGAAUCCCAGCUCUACCACUGGGUGACCUUAGUUUUUUAAAUCUGUGACAUGAUUAUGUUAACGCCUAUCUCCAGGGUCAUUGUGAUGGUUGAUGGGCCAUGAUGGGAAGUGUCUGGCCCUGUGCCAGGUCACUGUGAGGCAUCGGCAACCUUAUCUGGGGUGGACUUCCUGCUACACCGCGUGCUAAAGAAGAAAUGGGUGUGAGAGACAAAAGCUUCCUGCUGUGGCCUGCACCCAGUGUACAGCAGUGGCCCCUAAUAAGCAGUUGACAAGUCGAUGAAUGCGCAAACAAAAGUGCUGCCCUCCCCAGGCUGGGUCCCGGGAGCACAGAGCAGCCGCCUCUGUUUCACAGAAGGAUCUUCAUUCUCUGUCCCACUGGAUUCGUUUUUUUAUUGCUGUGUAAGGAAUUUCCUCAAGCGGUGGCUUGAAACAACACACAUUUAUUAUCUUGGCUGUCUGGGCACUGCCCCGCUGGGUCUGCUGCUCAGGGAUGCGCAGGCUGUGACCAAGGU